AUGGCUGAUCCCCCAGCCAACGGAACCCCCGGAAGCGACGGCAUCGUCGGCCGAGUCCGCGGGGCAUCAAUCUCGCUGCUCAAUGCGAAUCCCCAGCUUGGUAUGUGGCAGGCCGCCGGUACCGCCAUCGCACAGGCCCCUAAUCUCACCGAGCUUCGCGAUCCCGCCUCGGGCGGCGACAACAUCUCAUUCAAUGCCCAGGGCCACUCAGCGCGUUUCGCCGUGCAGGAGCGCGAUGGCGAACUGGCGCUGGCGAAGACUUCGACUAGGACCGGAGAUGCCGCUUCGUCGCCGCGUGAUCAACCUGCAUUUCGCAGCGUCUUCAACGACAAACAGGAGGAAGGCCAAGAUACGCAUGCUGAGGCCGAUGAGUCCCGCGUGUUGAUGGGAGAUGUGCACGCUGCCAACGGCGACAGCGCACCGAAUCCCCGACAACAGUUCCAGAGACGACAAAGUUUGCAUGAGAAGCACAUGGGCAAGGAAAAGGCGCCUUGGAAGACGACCGUCGCUCACGGCCUCAAGGCGUUCUGGAAAUUCUUCCUCACGCCCUCGGGAUUCGUCAUUACCAUUUACUGCUUAAACAUUGUCGCAUGGGGCGUAAGUCUUGCUCAUCUCAUUUCACCUUCUCAUCUCACUCCCCAUCUCACUUCACCUCCCCCACAAAUCUCACCACUGACCACCCUCUCAGGCGAUGCUUUUCUUUCUGCUCAUCAAUGCCGCCCCGGCGAUGAACUACCCCUCCGCCGACGACGUCAACUCACCGCGCAAGAAAUGGCUCGAAAUCUGCAGUCAGAUCCUCAACGCCCUCUUCUGCGUCACCGGCUUCGGUCUCGCCCCCUGGCGCUUCCGCGACUUGUACCUGUACAUCCGCGCCGUCAACUUCAAGGACCGCGAAGCGAUGCGCAAGCUCGCAGCCCAGAACAAGGGCUGGUUCCGCCCGCCCGCCUGGACUUUCGAGGGCGACGCCAAGGGCCGCACGCCCACUUUUACCGACCAGACGGCCCCGCCCACGGCGCUGUGGAAGCUGGGAUUUACCAUCUGGAUGAUGGUGCUCAACACGCUGUUGCAGGCUGUUCUGUGUUACUUCAUGUGGGGAUAUAA
Colletotrichum truncatum is the source of this 1101-nucleotide messenger RNA. The record is from RefSeq and is a predicted model, not a curated record. NCBI's taxonomy places the organism in Eukaryota, Fungi, Ascomycota, Sordariomycetes, Glomerellales, Glomerellaceae.